AGGAAGGGGCAGUGUGAGGUCACAGGAAGGGGCUUUUUGAAGUCACAGAAAGGGAUCGCGUGAUGCCACAGAAAGGGGUGGUGUGUUGCCACAGUUAGGGGCCAUGGGGAGUCACAGGAAGGGGCUGUGUGAAGUUACAGGAAAGAGCAGUGUGAAGCCACAGGAAGAGGCUUUGUGAGGCCACAGGAAAAGGCAUGAGAAGCCGCAGGAAGGGGCAGGGGGAUGUCAAUGGAAGAGGCAGUGUAAAGCACAGAAAGUGGCUGUGGGAAGUCCCAGUAACGGGCUCUGUGAGGUCACAGAUCAUGGCAGUGCAAUGUCACAGGGAGGGGCAAUGUGGGAAGGAGCAGUGGGGAGUCAUAGAAAGGGACAGUAUGAAGUCACCAGAAGGGGAAGUGUGAAGCCAUCAGAAGGGAAAGUGUAAAGUCAUAAGAAGGGGCAGUGUGAAGCCACAGAAGGGAUAGUAUGACAUCAUAGGAAGAGGCAGUGUGAAGCCACAGGAAGGGACUGUGUGAAGUCACAGGGAGGGGCAGUGUGAGGCCACAGGAAGGGACUGUGUGAAGCCACAGGUAACAGCCAUGCAAAGCCACAGGAAGGGGCAAUGUGAAGUCACAGGAAGGGAAGAGGGAAGCCACAGGAAGGGGCAGUGUGAAGUCACAGGAAAGUGGCUGUGUGAAGCCACAGAAAGGGGCAGUGUGAAGUCACAGGAAGGGGCAGUGAGGUCACAGGAAGAGGUUAUGUGAUGUGACAGAAAAGGGCUUUGUGAGGCCGUGGGAAGAAGCAGUGUGGAGCCAUAUGAAGGGACUGUGUAGAGUCACAGGAUGGGGGUGUAUGAUACCACAGGAAGGGAUAUGGGAAAUCACAGGAACAGUCAAUGGGAAGUCACAGGGAGGGGCAGAGGGAAGUCAUAGGAAGGGGUGAUGUGAAGUAACAGGAGGAGCUUUUUGAAGUCACAGGAAGGGCCAGUGUGAAGCCACAAGAAGAAACCAUGUGAAGUCAAAGAAGGGGUAGUGUGACAUCACAGGAAGAGGCAGUAUGAAGCCACAGGGUGGGCAAUGUGAGGCCAAAGGAGGGGCAUUGUGGAGCCAGAGGAAGGGGCAUUGGGAAGUCAUAGGAAGGGGCUGCUUGAAGCUGCAGUAUGGGACAGUGGGAAGUCACAAUGAGGGGCUGUGUGGUGCCACUGGAAGGGGCUGUAUGAGGUCACCAGAAGUGGCAAUGUGAGGUUGCAGAAAGGGGCUGUGGAAAGUCAUAGUAAUGGACAGUGUGAAGUCACAGGAAGUGACUAUGUGAAGUCACAGGAAGUGGCAGUGUGAAGUCAUAGGAGGGGAAGUGUGAAGUCAUAGAAAGGGCAGUGUGAAGCCACAGGUAGGGUUCUGUGUGAAGCCAGAGGAAGGGGCAGUGUGAAGUCAUAGGAAGGGACAGUGUGAAGUCACAGAAAGUGACUGUGUGAAGUCAUAGGAAGUGGCAGUGUAAACUCAUAGGAGGGGGAAAUGUGAAGUCAUAGGAAGGGGCAGUGUGAAGUCAUAGGAAGGGCAGUGUGAAGUCACAGGUAGGGUUCUGUUUGAAGCCACAGGGCGGGGCUGUGGGAAGUCAGUUAGGGUCAGUGUGAGGCUCAGGAAUGGGCAGUAGGAAGUCACAGGAAAGGUCGGUGUGACAUCACAGGGAGAGGAAUGUGAGGCCACAGUAAGGGGCAGUGGAAGUCAUAGGAAGGGGCAGUAUGAAGUCCCGGGAAGGAGCUGUCUGAAGCUAUUGGAUGGGGCUAUAUGAAGUCAUAUGAAGGGGCUGUGUGAGGUCACAGAAAAGGGCUGUGUGAGGUCACAGGAAGUGGCAGUGUGAGUUUACAGGAAGAGGCAGUGUGAAGCCAUGGGAAGGGGCAGUGGGAUAUAACAGGAAGAGGUAGUAGGAGGCCACAGGAAGAGGUAGUGUGAAGCCACAGGAAGGGGCAGUGUGAGGUCACAGGAGGAGGCCUUGUGAGGUCACAGGCAGGGGCUGUGUGAGGCUCCAGGAAAUCAAAGGGAGGGGUACUGUGAAGUCACAGGAAGAGGCUGUGUGAAGUCUCAGGAAAGGAUGGUGUGAAGUCAUAGGAAGCGGCUGUGUGAAGUCACAGGAAGGGGCAGUGGGAAGUCACAGGAAGAGGCUGUGAAGUCACAGAAAGGGGCAGUGUGAUGUCACAGGAAGGAACAGUGUGAAGACAUAGGGAGGUGCAGUGUGAAGCCACAGGAAGGGAGGGUCUGUGUGAGAACAAAGGAAGGGGCUUUGUGAAGCCACAGGAAGGGGCAGUGUGAAGCCACAAGAAGGAGCAGUGUGAAGUCCCAGGAAGAAAUGGUGUGAAGUCACAGGAUGGGGCAGUGUGAAUUUACAGGAAGGGGCAGUGUGAAGUCAGAAAGGGGCAGUGUGAAGACACUGGAAGGGGCCAUGUGAGGCCACAGGAAAGGGCAGUGGGAAGUCACAGAAAGGCUGUGAAGGCACAGGAAGAGACCAUGUGAGGCCACAGGAAGGGGCAGUGGGAAGUCACAGGAAGGAGCAGGGCUGUGUGAAGUCACAGGGAGGAAAAGUGUGAAGUCACAGAAAGGGGCUGUGUGAAGCCACAGGAAGAGGCUGUGUGAGGCCACAGGAAGGGGCAAUGUGAGGUCACAGGUAGAGACAGUGUGAAGCCACGGAGGGGCAGUGUGAAGCCACAGGAGGUGGCCAUGUGAAGUCACAGGAAGAGGCUGUGUGAUGUCAAAGGAAGGGCUGUGUGAAGUCACAGGAAGGGCUUUCUGAGGUCACAGAAACUGGCUGUAUUUAGUCACUUGGAAGGGCUGUGUGAAGUUACAAGAAAUUGUUGAACGAGACAGCAAAAAUUGCAGCAAAAUCCCAGGUUUCUUCCUCAUGCUUAGCACCUCCCUAUACUCACAUCUUUAUCUCAAGACUCUGGAUUCUUCCCUCAUCAUUGUGUGUGAAGUGAAAAGUACAUGGGCUACUGGAAAAACUAAAAUCUUGCCUGCCCCUAAUCUGAAUUUCUGCCAUCGUCACGUUAUCAUAUUAGCACAUUUGUUGUAGGGUUUUGAGAGCUCCUGGCACAUGGCAUGUGCUCAGUAAGUGGUCAUUUUUAUUGGGAUCUGCUAUGUCCCCUCAUAAAUUAGAUGUUUUCAAUUUCCUAGCCGAUAGUCUGGAGAAUUCUCGACAUGGAACUGGGGCACCAUCUGGUUCCGGAAUGAGCAGGAGGCACAGAACCUGCCUGGUUUCGAUAUCAAGCCCUAGACUAAUUUGAGGUCACGGAUUAUUAGAAAGCUGCCUCUGAUGCUGCCUCUCAAAUAUGCCCAGUUUGGAGUGUAUCAAAUGGUGGCAUUUUCUCAUUGAUAUUCCUCUAUUUCUCAAAUAAAGAAUAAAAGAGGACAAGAGACAUAGCAAAGCUGUUUUCAUUUUGAAUGAAAAACAUUCAGCCUAAAAACAUUUUUAUUUUUCCUCAAUUUGUCCUAAUACAAAAAGGUUGCAACCUGCCUUUGACCUCAUUCAAGCCUCACUUUAUGGAUGGACUGAUCAGUCCUGAACAGAUAAGCCUCCUUUGAGACAGGGCCCACCCCUAAGACCUAGUGUAGUCUGUUGGAAUCAGGGCUGGAGCAGGGGCUUUAGGUGGCAGCUUCUUCCUAGGGUGGCACAGCAACUAGGUCAGCUAGCUCUGAAGCCAGACUGCCUGGGUUCAUGCCCAGGUGCUGCCCUUAUCAGCAGUGUGAGCCUUGGGCCUCUCUGAUUCUUUUUUUUGAGACGGAGUUUCGCUCUUGUUACCCAGGCUGGAGAGCAAUGGCGCGAUCUCGGCUCACUGCAACCUCCGCCUCCUUGGUUCAAGCAAUUCUCCUGCCUCAGCCUCCUGAGUAGCUGAGAUUACAGGCAUGUGCCACCAUGCCCAGCUAAUUUUUUGUAUUUUUAGUAGAGACGGGGUUUCACCAUGUUGACCACAAUGGUCUCAAUCUCUUGACCUCGUGAUCCACCCUCUCUGAUUCUUUAUGCAUGAUUUUCCUCACUGUAAAAUAAGGAUGGUAACAGUUGUACAUAUCUCAUAAGUUGGGAGUGAGCAUUAAAUUAGAAGUAAGGUUUUCAAGCAGUCUCAGGCACGCAGCAAAUGCUGAAUCAAUGUUAUUUAUCAUUCCUUUGGUUUUCUUUCUUUUUCCUGGAAUUGGCUGAGCCAGAAAUUACAGGGGCAAAAGUCUCCUCUUGUCUUUAAGUUGCUGAUGUGGAAGGAAAAAUCAAAGCCCUCGGAUGGAGCUGAGCAAGGGAGCCUGGCCUGGUGGUAGCCUUGGAGACAGGCUGCCUGUUAUUCCACCCACAGUGGAGCAAACAGCCCAGCCUCCCAGAACCCAGCAGAUCUGACCGGAGAGGGAAGCUGUGCCUGUUGCCUUUGCCCAGAGGCCAGUUCAGCUCUCCCUGCCUGGGGUCUGACUUUGGGAAAUCAAGGAAAGCAGGGUUGCCCGCUGGGUUCCUCCCAGGACUGGGACAUGUGGUUUUAAUCUAACCCUCUGACAGUCUGCUCGUGUAUUCCCUUUCACUCCAGCCAUAGUUUUGUUAUGACAAACUGCAGUUUAAGAAACGGAACAGAAAGUCCAAAUUCCCAAAUCUUUGCCAGCUUCACUCAGAGUCUAAGAAGUGAUGAAUCAGGCAGGGUGGCUGUUUAGAAGGGGGCAAAGUUGGGGAACAGAAACUAAGGGGUUGUCACACCUUUAGUGAUGACUCCAGAGUCAGACCCAAGUUCAGUUUUUAUCACACACACACACACACACACACACACACACACCCAUCAUAUGACUUCCCUCUACCCCUUCUCCCACCCAGAAAAACUCUCAAGAAAACACUUUACAAGUGCUUUGUGAUUUUGUGUCUGGAUAGGGAGAAGAACAUAUGACCUCUGUCUUCUCUCCAUCUUCCUGCCCAGCACGUUAUCCUAUCGUCUGUGGCAGUUUGGUGGAGGAGCAGAUUUUGUCAUCCUUUUUUGAUGUCUGGUAGUUGAGGAAAGAUGACUUAGCCUCUGUCUCUGCCAGUGAGUCCCUGGGCAACAGCCGACUGCAGUCAUAUUUGUAAGCAGUGGGGGUGUCAGGGUGUAGAGUGGUGCAGGGUGUAGAGGCAGUCUCUGAGGGAGGGUAAAGCUGUAGUGCCAGACUAUCAGGAAAGAUCUUGACUUGAUUUCCUCAAAGAAGAGCAUUCCUUUCCUUAUAGAAAAGAGGAAAAUCUCCUGCUGCAUAUUACAGUACAAUCUGUAAACUGUAAGCACACAGUCCUUUCCUCCAAGUGUCCCUGUUUCUCAAGCUGUCUCUGUGCAAAGUUCAUUUGUAUUAAACCUUUUCAGAAAAGUUAUUCCUAAAAGGCCUCCAUUUGACAGAAGGCUCCCUCCAUCCCAUCUUACUGGAGAAACUGGUUCAAGAGAUACAUCCGUGACUGGGUUACACCAUCAUCCUCAUUACAGCCUAAGCCCUAUUGUAGAGACAGUACCACACUCUUUUUAACUGAGGGAGGGGUGCUAGGCUUCAUUGCUAACCUGCCUUCCUGUUAUCUGACCAAGGGCACACAUUGAGCCCAAGAGAUGCCACCAAAAGCUGUGUAUUAGUUGGGGUUUGCUGUAAUAAUGCUGCAUAGCCAACAGCCUCACAGUCUCAACAGCUAACCCAAACAUAUGCCUGUAUCUUGGUUACAGGAGUUGGCAUGGCUGGGUUGGCUCUAGGCUGGAGGUUGAGUUCAGGUUUGCUCCAGGUGCUUUACCUGGGGCAAGCUCUUCUCAUGGUGAGGACAUAAUUGCAAGGAGGCAAACCAAACCACACAGCACAUUUAAAGCCUUCAAAAGGACAUGGUAUAUGUUACGUCCACUCACAUCCCAGUAGUGAAACAAGUCACACGGCCAAGGCCAAAGAGAGUAGGCAGGGAAGUAGACUGCAUCUGCAGUGCAACUAUGGCAAGGUAGGAAGAAUUGUGGACAAAUAAUGCCAUUAAGGACACAGCCCUUGAUGGUUAGAACUUCCUGGUUGAGAGCAGUUUUCACCCUGGUGGAGGCGAUGGCAGGGAGUUUGGAGGUUGCUCCUGUCCCCUGCCUCAUACAGUUCCCCAGCUUCUCAGUGGGCUGGGCUCCUUCAGGCAGAACUCUCCUGGCUUCCCUUCCUGCAACUGCUAGGCAGCCCCAACCCUGCUCUUGUCAGAAUCUCAGUCUUCCCCUUUAACUCCCUUGACAUACCUCCCUUCUGGCUCCCACGCUUUCCCUCCUCAUCCUCCCAUGUGAUUUUAAAAGGCCAAGACAUUUUUUCCUGUUCCAACCUGGUUAUCUUUGGAAGCACCUUCAGCAGACAAUGAGAACUUUCUCACUGCCCAGGUGGCCUGCUCCUGGCCCACGCUUGUGGUUUUACAAGGAAAGAGCUUCUCUUUCUGCCUCUACCUUCAGUUAUGCUCCCAGAUAUCCCCACUUAUCCUCUGACUUUUACAAUAAGCCAAUACCCAGGAAGAGGAGUAUUUUCAGAUUCCCGAAAGGUAGUCUGUAUCCAGAAGUGGGGACAGAAUAUCCCUGAUCCCACCACUCAUGUAAAUAUUCCCAACCAUGUAGUGGCCUUUUAUAUACUUUGACUCAUUUAUUUCUUAUGCCAACUCCUGGAGGGAAAAGAUAUCUCAUUCUCCCCAUUUUAUAGCUAAGAAAAAGAGGCAGAGAGGUUGUGUGACUUGCGUAUUACAACACAGCUCAGAAGGGCAGAAGCAGAACUCAGAGAUGUGUUCCCCGAAACCUGUGUGUCUAUUUCUCUGGCUACCUGCUGCUGUUUUCAUUGCUCCUUCUCUGCAACUGUGGGUGGAUAGGACUGUUAGGCUUAUAGGCAUCUUUUCUGAGGAAUUAAGGAGGAGUACUGGUGAAGGGGUGGGAAGUGGGGCUUGAUGGGGAAGGAGAAAUAGGGUAGCUAUAGAACCAGACAGCGAAGGUAACUCCAUUUCUCCUUCCCACCUGCCAUGAUCAUUGCAGGGCAGAAAAGACAGGGUGUGUAACUUGGAUGGUUAGAAUGGAGGGAAGAGGUGUGGCCGCCCCCCAGCAUGUCUGCAGUGACAGGGUGUGGCCGCCCCCCAGCAUGUCUGCAGUGACAGGGUGUGGCCGCCCCCCAGCAUGUCUGCAGUGACAGGGUGUGGCCGCCCCCCAGCAUGUCUGCAGUGACAGGGUCACUUUGAAUCUCACUGGCAAACUUUCUAGCAGAGUGUGCUUCAUUCCCCUUUCUUGCUUUCUCUAAUGUACUCUUUAUUAUUCAGCUGAAUAUUCCUCUUCAGAUGAUGUUUUUUUCAGUCUGAUCAAAGCUGCUUUUCUUUUCCCAAAGCUUUCCUUGGGUGGCCCUGCCUAGGACAUCUGCUCAUGGCCAUUUUGAACCUUUCUGUCUGCCCAACUGCACAACUGCCAACUUUCCCCGGGUUUUCUGAAGCCAAGUGAGGCUGAGAGAAGGAUCAAAACAGCCUGUCUUCUUGAAACAUAUUUAAAAGAUGAUUUAUUUUUCCCUAGUGAUAUCCAAUACUUUAGGAAUUCAACACAUUUUUUAUCUUAGAAGAAAGAAGAAAAAAACAAGCCAAAUUGUUCAUGGCCAUUUCCCCUUUUAGUGUUAAUUUAAAAUGUUGGUAUUCUUGCCAGCUAUGUGGCCCUGGGCACACAUUAGCGCUCUGGACCUUUCUGUUUUCUCAGCUGUAAAAUAGGAAUUAUAUAAUUCCUAUUUCUCUAGGUUGUUGUGAGAAUUAAAGGGGAUAGUAAUUUAUGUAUGAUGAAAGGGUAAGGGCAAUGAGAAGACGUGGGGCCCAACAACUUCCUCUCUUGGCAUUUCUUCUAUAGAAAUAUUUAGAUUCUUUCCAAGAACUGCAUGUAUUGGAUGCUCAGUGCAAUAUUGUUUGUCACAGUAAAAAAACUGGAGAUGGUCUAAAUAUCCUUCUGUUGAGGAAUGGAUAAAGAAAUCAUGGCACAUUUCCACUGUGAAAUAUUAUGCAGCAGUUAAAAAGGGUAAAGCACCUCUAUGUGGAGAGAUGGGGGAAAGCUUCAGGGCCUCUUAUGUCAAUCAAAGCCAGUUAUGGCAUAGUCAUCUCCUUCAUGCUGAAAAUGAUUACCACGUGUAGUAGACUGAAAAAUUACACCCAUGUUACCUUAUUUAGAACAAGAAUCUUUGCAGAUCUGAUUUAGGAUCUUGAGAUGGGGAACUUAUCCUAAUUACCCAGGUGGACCCUAAAUGCCGUCACAAAUAUGCAUAUAAGGAAGAGGCAGAGGGCAAUUUGACACAAAGAAAAGAGGAGACUGUGGAGGCAGAGACAGGACUGCUGCGACUGCAAGACAAGGAAUGCCGACAGCCACCAAAAGCUGCAAGAGGCAAGGAGCAGGUUCUCCAUGGAGCCUUUGGGGGUAGCCCGGCCCUGCUGACACCUUGAUUCUGACCCAGUGAAACUGAUGUGGAACUUGUGGCCUCCAGAACUCUCCUGCGGCCCUGUGUGUUCCUGUGUGGCAUGCUGUACCUCCUGUUUCUAGGGGACUCUAGAUUAGGAGGCAGUCACCAAAAUAUUUGGGAACAGUGUAAGAAGCAGCCAGUUUCAUACAGGAGCAGUAAGUAGGAAAGAAGUUGGAAGAAGUAAGAAAGAGUAGAAGAGGGAGCCGAAGUUGGCAGAUUUCAGAAAGCACCAGUGAAAUAUACCUGAAGGAUGCGGCCUGACCAUGGGGUAGAUCAGAAGAAGAGAGUAUCUGCAUUAUGAAACCAGCUGAUUUCAAAUUCCACUGGGUUCUACAGGAACCUCUUUCAAUUGACUGCUCCAACUCAUACAAUGAAAAGAACCCAGCAUCUAUCCAGAGACACUGUGAUAAAAAGGGAGACAAAGAACAGCAAUAUUUCUUAACAGAUGAGGGCUGAUCACCUGAAAAUAUUACCUGGAAACAGUGGAAUUUUGAGCAAUCUUAUCACAAUGAAUUUUUAAAACUUAAUAUACCCUCUGUGAAGAAAUACCGCAAAGCAGAAAUGCAAGAAUUCAAGAAAAAAUGGGAAGAUUGAAAGACAUGAAAUAUGAGCUGAAAAGAAGUAAGGAAAAGUAGAAACUAACAGAAAUGGCAUCUUGUCUCUGGAAAAGGCUGCGUGGCAAGAGGCGGCCAGUGAUGGCAUUCUGCCUCUUGAUGACUCUAUCUGCAAUGGCUGUCACCCACUUUCACCCACAGCGUCCAGCCGCCGGCCCGGACCCUGGACCCAUGGAGCCUCAGGGGGUAACUGGCGCCCCUGCAACCCAUAUCUGGCAGGCUUUGAGCUCUAGCCAGAGGCAGUGGGCAAGAAACAUGGGCUUCUGGAGAGGUCGUGCUUUGCCUAGGAACUCCAUCUUGGUCUGUGCUGAGGAGCAAGGCCACAGAACAAGAGUGCACAGAAGCACAGAGUCCCCAAGAGGGGACCUCAGGCAUCCAGGAAGGGUCAGGAGGGACAUUACUUUGACAGGACAUCCAAGACUCAGUACUCAGCAUUUUGUGCUCCUGAGGGAGGAUGAGGUCGGAGAUCCAGGAGCCAAAGACCUGGGCCACCCCCGGCAUGGCACUUCUACCCAGGACACGCAGAGUGAAAUGGUCACCCUGGUUGGUCCACUCCCAGGGAGUGAUGUGGCAGCUUCACCGGCUUGGAGAACUACUUCUGGGCUGACACUCUGGCCCCAUAGAGCGGCAGGCAGGGAUCUGAUGGGAACUGAGAACAGAGCCUUGACUGGUGGGCGACAAGCAGAGGAUCCCACCAUGGCCUCAGGGACUCAUCAGUGGCCUGGCUCUGUUGGGGAGCUACAAGGGUCAGUAUGGUGUGGCGCUGAGACCCCUGGGCUGUUGAGCAGCUCGAGGACCGGUGGGCAGAUUCCCCCAUGGCUGACAGACCAUGAUGUGCAGAUGCUCCGACUGUUGGCUCAGGGGGAGGUGGUGGGCAAAGCCAGGGUUCCUGCCCAUGGGCAGGUGCUACAGGUUGGCUUCUCUGCUGAGGGUGCCCUUCAGGACAUGUCCCCUCCCAGGCUCAGCCAACUCUGCUCCCAAGGGCUCUGUGGCCUGAUCAAGAGGCCUGGGGACCUGCCUGAGGUCCUGUCCUUCCAUGUAGAUCGUGUGCUGGGGCUGCGCAGGAGCCUGCCUGCUGUGGCCCGCCGCUUCCACAGUCCCCUCCUGCCCUACCGUUACACGGAUGGUGGCACAAGGCCUGUCAUCUGGUGGGCACCCGAUGUGCAGCACCUGGGUGACCCGGAUGAGGAUCAGAACUCUCUGGCCUUGGGCUGGCUGCAGUACCAGGCCCUGCUGGCACACGGUUGCAGCUGGCCAGGCCAGGCCUCAUGCCUGGGCAUCCACCAUACGGAGUGGGCACGCCUGGCGCUCUUCGACUUCCUGUUGCAGGUCCAUGACCGCUUGGAUCGCUACUGUUGUGGCUUUGAGCCUGAGCCCUCAGACCCCUGUGUGGAAGAGGGGCUCCGAGAUAAGUGCCGGAACCCGGCUGAGCUGCGGCUGGUCCACAUCCUGGUCCGGAGCAGUGAUCCAUCUCACCUGGUCUACAUCGAUAAUGCUGGCAACCUUCAGCACCCCGAAGACAAGCUGAACUUUCGGCUGCUGGAGGGCAUAGAUGGGUUUCCUGAGUCUGCUGUGAGGGUUCUCACAUCAGGGUGUCUACAGAACAUGCUGCUUAAGUCGCUGCAGAUGGACCCUGUGUUCUGGGAAAGCCAAGGUGGGGCCCAGGGGCUGAAGCAGGUCCUCCAGACCCUGGAGCGGCGAGGACAGGUGCUGCUGGAACAUAUCCGGAAGCACAACCUUACACUCUUCAGGGAUGAGAACCCGUGAGCCUCACCACAGCCCUGAGUCAAUGAGCAUCCAUUCUGACGGCCACAUCUUCUUGGACUCACUCCUCUUGCGGACAAAUAGGAAAAGCCAGAAGACAGAGAGGCACAAGGAUGUCACAGGAUAUUUUACCUGCCUGGGAUGGUGGAGAAAGGCUCUUCGCCUCAGUGCUUGCUGCUUGCCCAGCUGUUCCCUCUGGAAUGAGAACUGUGUGCCAAGUGAAGCAAACAGCCGGGAAUCAGGAUGUUCCCACCAAUCUUAGAAGAGGCUGUGAAGAUAAGGAACCAAUGGCAGAGGCAGCGGGGAGGAAGAACAGCGGGGUGUCUUGCCUGAGCCCAUACAGAUGGGAGCAGCUGCCUUUCUCCUACAAGGACAUAUUAGAUUUGGGGCCCACCUGGAUAAUCCAGGCAACAUUUCCCAUGGGAUCAUUGUAUACCACAGACUCUGAAUAACACCAGGAAACAGAGCUUUGCCUCCCUAUGUCCAUGUGUCAGGCUCAGUGUGGCCAGAGCUGAUUGCAAGCCUGGCUUUAUGCUGCCGCUGGGGUGGGACCUGGACCCUACGACGUGCACCCUCCUGAAGGGAGGCCCACAAUGCUGGUCCACAGGCCGAUGCUGCCUUGUUUCACUGACUCUGGUGCUGACUGCAGGGGCCUGGCCAGACCAUCAUCGUCACCAGCACUGUGGGCUGGGAGGGUGCAGGGCUGCAUUCCUGCAGAUACCAAUGGUGGCAGCACAUCUCUGCCUCCCUUCCGUCCUUCACUGCAUCUGGAAGAGGACUACUCGGAGGCCUGAAACUGCCCUCCUGUCCUGAAGGGUGGAAACCCUGCUUAACUACAUCUUCCGUCAGCUGUGGGCCACACGGAUUGUCCAGCAGGGCCUGGUGCAGAGGUUGGUACACUUGGACAGCCUGACUAUAUCAGGCUGUGGCUGAGUAGCAACAGCUGGAGGCUGGUCAGGGGCUGAGGAACACUUGAAGCAUUCCUUGUGGGUUUAAGUUCCCAUCUGGGCCCCCUGCCCAGACCUGGCACUCCCCUACUGCCACCCCACCUGCAGCCAACAGGAUGCUCUCAGAGCUGACUCAUGGUGGGGGUCAGGGGGAAGAGGAGCAGAGGCCAAAGGCUGAGGAGCUCUGGCCCAGGGACCCACUGGGUUACUUGUGACAGGCUUUGGUCUAGAGCUGCUUGUGUAUCCCAGACCUCAGCUGUCAGGCUCUUGAUUGCUAAGAUGAAGAUUUAUAAUAAACAGGAUAGAGAAAUGUAAA
Molecule: messenger RNA, 12046 nt
Organism: Callithrix jacchus (white-tufted-ear marmoset)
Lineage: Eukaryota; Metazoa; Chordata; Mammalia; Primates; Cebidae
Source: RefSeq, a predicted model, not a curated record